Salpingoeca rosetta is the source of this 2991-nucleotide messenger RNA. Its product is annotated as SCY1 protein kinase. Gene Ontology annotation, biological process: protein phosphorylation. Gene Ontology annotation, molecular function: protein kinase activity; ATP binding. Bases 44 to 2914 code for a protein of 956 amino acids. The record is from RefSeq and is a predicted model, not a curated record. The transcript is spliced from 19 exons. Lineage: Eukaryota; Choanoflagellata; Craspedida; Salpingoecidae.
GUCGUGCCAAACAAGCGCUCGCUGACCACCACCUCCUGAGACGAUGCAGCGACUCAGGUCGACGUUCAGUGGGAAUGCGUGCCUGAAAGAGUAUGACGUGGGUACACACGUCGCCAGUGCAGGGACAUGCUUGCUGUGGAGGGUGCACGACGCCGUUCACCGCGGCCGCAGCGAGAACGCGAGCGUGUUCAUUUUCGAUAAGAAGGCCAUCAACCAGGACAAGACUCUCGACCGAAGGACAAAGGACCGCGUCUUUGAGCUGGCGCGACAAGGCGCAAGCCAGCUGCAAAAGCUGCGGCAUCCCAACGUGUUGCGAAUCGUGUUUCCCGUGACGGAGAGCAAAGACUAUAUCGCCUUUGCCACAGAGCGCGUCGUUGCCAGCCUCAGCAAUUUGCUUGGCAAAUUCGACAACCUGCCAAAGGUGUCGCUCUCCAUCAAGCAAUAUGAGCUGGACGAGCUCGAGUGCUCCAUCGGCAUUUCACAGGUGUGCGAUGCGCUGUCGUUCUGCCACGACCACGCUCAGCUCAUCCACGGGAACGUGACGCCAGAUGCCAUUGUCGUGACGCAAGAUGGCUCGUGGAAGCUUUGGGCAUUUGACUUUGCGUGCCAUGUCAAGUACCAGGAGCCUGGUGCUGGUGUUGAAUUCCCGGAGUACAGCGACACCACCCCCCGCAGCGCUGCCGGCCGCGCCACACAACCCGCCCUCGACUACCUCGCCCCAGAGUACAUUGUGUCUCGGACGCGGAGUGUUGCGAGCGACGUGUAUUCGCUUGGGCAUGUCAUCUUCGCUUGCUUCAACCACGGCCGCCCAAUUCUCGAGAGCAACGGCAACGUCCUUGCGUUUCAAAGCAACGUCGAACGCAUUUCACGCAUGUCCGCAGGAGAGCUGUCGGAAGUUCCAUCCGCUCUGCAGGACUUGGUCAAGUCGAUGCUCAACACACACGAAUCCUUACGGCCGACGGCGCGCGACGUACCGCAGCACCAGUCGCUCAACACCACGCCGAUGCUCACCCUCCGCUUUGUCACGUCCCUGCAUGAGAAGGAUAACCCAACCAAGGCGCAGUUUAUGAAGGAGCUGCCGAAAGUGCUGCACUCUCUCCCGCGACGCGUCGUGCACCAGAGGGUGCUACCUGCGUUACAGCGCGAGUGCAAGCAGUCGCUCAUGGCGCCGUUUGUGCUGCCCAACAUCCUCACCAUUGCCGACGGCUGCAGCAUUGUGGAGUUUGAGAAGGACAUCCUGCCCCACCUCAUGCCCCUCUUCAGCGUCACAGACCCCGUGCAGGUGCAAGCCAUCUUCUUGGGGAAACUCUCGCUGCUGCUUGAAAAGAGCCCGAGCAACAUCGUGAAGCAGCACAUUCUGCCAAUGAUUUAUCGAGCGCUUUCCUCCAAAGACAGCAGCGUCGUCGGGUUGUGUUUGCAGGUCCUUCCGUCUGUCAUGAACACCAUCGACUACGCGGCGAUGAAGAAUGAACUCCUCCCUCUCGUUCAGCGGCUUGUUGUGACGACGACAGAUGCGAAGUUGCGCAUCAACGGGCUCGUGUGUCUCGGCCAGCUCCUCCCCGUUAUGGACAAGUGGAUCUUCCAGGAGAGCAUGUUGCCGAUGCUGGAGCACGUGAAGCAGCGAGACGCCGGCGUCGUCAUGGCCAUGCUGGGCGUCCUGCACCAGGCGCUGCGCGACAAAGACAAAUAUGGCCUGGAUGCGUGCUGUCUCUCCACCCGCGUGCUCGUUCUCAUUGCUCCGUUUAUGGCAGCGCCAAACCUCAACCUCAAGCAGUUCACGACGAUUGUGCGGCUGGUAAGGGACAUCACGACGUCGAUUGAGAACGAGCGGACGAAAGCGCUCAAGGAACGCGAAGUGCUUGCACGCCAGGCAGACUCCACCGUCGCUGCCAUGACACACAAGGAUGGAGCAUCCUCCUCCUCCACCUCGUCCCUGUCCGCUUUUCCGACCUUUGACACUGCAGGGGAACGCGACGUUCUAGCACGACUCGCCAAGAUGCCAACGCCAACAGCAACCACGCCGUCACCACCACCGCACACCACAGCACCAACAGCAGCAACGACAGCACCAACAGCAGCAACGACAGCACCAACAGCGACUGGCGCCUCAGCCGGCUCCAUCUUUGACGGAUUUGCGGUCACGUCGGCCGGUAUCUCGCUUUUAGGCACGACCACGACUGCAAGCUCAUCUGAUGCGACAAAAGAGGCUGUGUCAUCGUCAGUGCUACCGACGUCCGCCACAGCCAACACACCCGCGCCACCGCAAGCCGGUUCGGGGAUUGAUUGGUCGUCGUCGUCGUUAUGGGCAUCAACGCCGUCAAGCUCAACAGCAACAACGACAACAACAACAGCGGCACCGGCACCGGCUGGCGUCGUGAGGGCGGGUGGUCCUGCUACCGCGACACAAGCAACCACCACGGCUGCAUCGGCAGCGUUCUCGUCUUCGUUGCUGUCAGCGCAACCAUCGUCAUCGUCAUCAUCAUCUGCACCAUCUGCGCGCCUGGCCAAGACAACAGCGACGCAGGCGCAGCAACGCCGGCCUCAGAGCAGCACGUGGGCAACCAGCAUCUUUGAUGCACCAUCAUCAUCAACACCAGCAACAGCAGCAACGGCGACAACGCCGACAACAUCAGCACCUGCCAUGUCUUCAGCGAGUGCGAUGAUGCCAAUGACGUCCGUGUUUGACACAGGAGCGACAACACGGACGCAGCAAGCAAGCAGCAGUGGUGGCGCAGACACGGCCAACAUCAUGGGGCUGUUUGCACAACCACAAUCGCAACCACAACAGCAACAGCAGCAACAAGAUGUGUUUGCAUCCUUGAUGCAGCCGCAACGCAACACGGCACAGUCAUCCACAUCAACAUCAACGUCGUCGGCGAACAAAAAUAAUGAUCUGCUGGACCUGUUGUCCUGACACUCUUAGUUGUGUGUGUGUGUGUGUGUGUGUGUGUGUGUGUGUGUGUGUGUGUGUGUGUGUGUGUGUGUGUGUGU